AUGAAUGAGAUAGUUAAUAAGCAUGGAAUCCGUCAAGAUGGGAGAAAAUUAACAGAAAUAAGACGAAUAAAAUGUAUUGUGAAUGAAGGCACUCAAAGAGGAGUAGAUGGGAAUGUUUAUUUUGAGCAAGGGCAAAAUAAAUUGAUAGUAUCUAUUAUAGGUCCAAUACCUAUUUCAGGUAAUAUAAAUAAUUUAAAUAGUAAUUCAGGAGUUCAAAUUAAUUGUAAUUUUAGAGUGUCACCAUUUAGUAGUCAGGAUAGAAGGAAGAGAGGAAAAAAUGAUCGAUUUUGUAUAGAAAGUGGAUUAAUAAUUUCAAGAACUUUUUCUUCUGUAAUUUGUGAUCAAUACUCAAAAUCUCAAAUUAUUAUAAAUAUUAUGAUAUUGGAAGGGGAUGGAAGUAUAAGAUCUGCUGCUAUUAAUGCUACAUCAAUUGCAUUAGCUAUUUCUGGUAUUUCCAUGAAAGAUUUAAUAGUUUCUGCUACUUGUGGAUUGUAUGGAGAACAAAUUCUUUAUGAUUUAACUCAAUCUGAGAUGGAAAGUUUGAAAGGUACUUUGCUAAUGGCUAUAAAUAGUACUGAUAAUGAGGUAUCUCCUGUUACUAUUGAUUUAAAUACAAAACUUAAAACUGAAGUAAUUGAAUCAUUAAUGACUGAGGCAUUUUCUGCUUGUAAGCAAUUUUCUUUUAUAUUAAGAGAUUUUCUUAAGAACUAUACCUGUAAUAAAUACCAAAGUAUUUAUUCAAAAUAG
This is a messenger RNA of Cryptosporidium ubiquitum, 747 nucleotides long. Its product is annotated as archeo-exosomal RNAse. NCBI's taxonomy places the organism in Eukaryota, Apicomplexa, Conoidasida, Eucoccidiorida, Cryptosporidiidae. The record is from RefSeq and is a predicted model, not a curated record. The coding region runs from base 1 to 747 and encodes 248 amino acids. Gene Ontology annotation, cellular component: nucleolus; cytoplasmic exosome (RNase complex); nuclear exosome (RNase complex). The transcript has a single exon. Gene Ontology annotation, biological process: poly(A)-dependent snoRNA 3'-end processing; rRNA catabolic process; U4 snRNA 3'-end processing.